Molecule: messenger RNA, 831 nt
Organism: Penicilliopsis zonata CBS 506.65
Lineage: Eukaryota; Fungi; Ascomycota; Eurotiomycetes; Eurotiales; Aspergillaceae
Exons: 2
Coding region: 1-831 (276 amino acids)
Biological process (GO): regulation of transcription by RNA polymerase II
Cellular component (GO): nucleus
Molecular function (GO): RNA polymerase II transcription regulatory region sequence-specific DNA binding; DNA-binding transcription factor activity, RNA polymerase II-specific
Source: RefSeq, a predicted model, not a curated record
AUGAACGACUAUGGCCACUGGUCCGAGUGCCAGACCUGCAAUAAACUGUUCCGCAGCCACCGGGCGAGCCAGCAACACAUGAACGACCUCAACCACUGGGCCCCCCGCUACGACUGUGAGACAUGCUCUCGAGAUUUCCCCACGCAGAAUGCAGCCAACCAGCACAUGAACGCGUUGAAUCACUGGAGGCCCACAGUGCCGUGUGAGACGUGCUCGACCAUGUGGCACACCCAGGCGCAGGCAGAUCAGCACAUGAGGCACGCAGGCCAUUACAAAAACUACUGCAGCGCGUGCGACAGACGGUUUGACAAUGCCAAUAAUCUGAAAAUGCACCUCAAUUCAAAGGUCCACCGUGGCACCAGUAUCAACUGUCCCUUCUGCAAGGCCGGCUACACCACUGCGAGUGGUCUCAGCCAUCACCUUGAGAGAGGGGCGUGUCCCAGGGCGCAGCAUAUCAACCGCGAAACCCUGCUGCAGAUGAUUCGUCAGCUCGACACGAACGGCGCCAUCACCAUCCGCCAGAUCGAGUGGCAUGGGGAGGUGGAAUAUUCGGCCAGCGAUAUGGCAUACAACGGCAACGCGUGGGAAUGCUAUCUGUGUCACCGCGAGUUCAACGCUCGUAGCUCGCUCAACCAGCACCUCACCUCACCCACGCACAAGCAAAACGUGUACCAUUGUCCGAACCGUCGGGGGGCCUGCGGGAAGGAGUUCUCCACUCUCGCGGCCCUGUGCAACCAUCUUGAGAGUGGCUCGUGUGCGUAUAUGCGCUUCGACAAUGUGCAGAAUUGCAUGGCAGAUGUCCUUCACAAUCGCAGACGGAUUGCCUUUUGA